AUGAGGAAGCCCGAGGGCCCGGUGGGGAUGGUGGAGAUUGCAGGCCGCGCAGGGCGGGAGCACCGAGGCUUCCUGGAGGGAGGGCUGCUCCUACUGCUGCUUCUGGUGACGGGUGCCCUGGUCGCCCUGGGCCUCCUCUAUGCCAACAGAAGAGGGAAGCAGCUGCCGCUUUUUACAAGCCGGCUUUGCUUCUCAAAGGAAGAGAAGACCAUUGUAAAUCAAACACCCCGAGACGUCCAAAAGCCCAGGGACACAAGCGAAACCUGCACUACCCCUGGCUGCGUGAUGGCAGCCGCCAGGAUCCUCCAGAACAUGGACCCGUCCAAGGAGCCCUGUGGCGACUUCUACCAGUAUGCGUGCAGCGGCUGGCUGCUGCGCCACGUGAUCCCCAAGACCGACUCGCAAUACAGCGUCUUCGACAUCCUCCAGGAUGAGCUGGAGAUCAUUCUCAAAGGGCUGCUGGAGAAUUCUACCACCAAGGAUCGGCCAGCUGUACAGAAGGCCAAGAUGCUGUACCGCUCCUGCAUGAACGAGAGUGAGAUAGAAAAGCAAGACUCGCAGCCCCUGCUGGACAUCCUGAAGGCGGUAGGAGGCUGGCCAGUGGCCACGGACAAGUGGAGCGAGAGUGUAGGUGACCGGUGGGAACUGGAGCAGCAGCUGGCCGUGAUGAACGCGCAGUUCAACCGGCGGGUCCUCAUCGACCUCUUCAUCUGGAACGACGACCAGAACUCCAGCCAGCACAUCAUCUAUAUAGACCAGCCAACUCUGGGCAUGCCGGCCCGAGAGCACUACUGCAAUGAGGGCAGCGACCAGAAGGUACGGGAAGCCUACCUGCAGUUCAUGAUGUCGGUGGCCACAAUGCUUCGGGCAGACAUGAACCUCCCGCAGAACAGCGACCUGGUGCGGGAGGACGUGGCCCAGGUGCUGGAGCUGGAGACGCAGCUGGCCAACGCCACGGCCCCCCGGGAGGGGCGGCACGACGUCACCGCCCUGUGCCACGGGAUGGACCUGGAACAGCUCCAGAGCAAGUUUGGUCUGAAGAGAUUUAACUGGACUCUCUUCAUACAAUCUGUGCUAUCCUCUGUCAAAAUCGAGCUGCUGCCAGAUGAGGAAGUGGUGGUCUAUGGCAUCCCCUACCUCCAGAAUCUUGAAGACAUCAUCGAUGUCUACUCAUCCAGGACCAUGCAGAACUACCUGGUCUGGCGCCUGGUGCUGGACCGCAUCAGCAGCCUGAGCCAGAGAUUCAAGGAUGCACAUGCAAACUACCGCAAGGCGCUGUACGGCACGUCGGUACAGGAGGUACGCUGGCGGGAGUGCGUCAGCUACGUCAACAGUAACAUGGAGAGCGCCGUGGGCUCACUCUACGUCAAGGAGGCCUUCCCCGGGGACAGCAAGAACAUGGUCAGAGAGCUCAUCGACCAGCUUCGGGCAGUGUUCGUGGAGACCCUGGACGAGCUGAGCUGGAUGGAUGAGUCAUCCAAGAAGGCCCAGGAGAAGGCCAUGAGCAUCCGGGAGCAGGUUGGGUAUCCCGACUACAUCCUGGAGGAGGGGAACAAACACCUGGACGAGGAGUAUUCCAAUCUGAACUUCUCGGAGUGCCUGUGCUUUGAGAACGGACUGCAGAAUCUCAAGGCUGGCGCCCAGCGGAGCCUCAAGAAACUUCGGGAGAAGGUGGACCAAAACCUCUGGAUCAUCGGGGCCACUGCAGUGAAUGCAUUCUACUCCCCAAACCGAAACCAGAUCGUGUUUCCUGCCGGGAUCCUCCAACCUCCGUUCUUCAGCAAGGAACAGCCACAGGCCUUGAACUUUGGGGGCAUCGGGAUGGUGAUUGGGCACGAGAUCACCCACGGCUUUGAUGACAACGGCCGGAACUUCGACAAGAACAGGAACGUGAUGGACUGGUGGAGUAACUUCUCGGCCCAGCACUUCCUCAAGCAGUCGGAGUGCAUGGUCUACCAGUAUGGCAACUACUCCUAGGACCGGGCCGACGACCAGAACGCGAAUGGCUUCAGUACCCUUGGGGAAAACAUCGCAGACAAUGGAGGGGUGCGGCAGGCCUACAAGGCUUACCUAAAGUGGGUGGCGGAAGGUGGCAAGGACCAGCAGCUGCCAGGACUGGAGCUGACCUACAAGCAGCUGUUCUUCAUCAGCUACGCACAGGUGUGGUGCGGGUCCUACCGGCCCGGGUCUGCCAUCCAGUCCGUCAGGACUGACGUCCACAGCCCCCCGAAGUACAGGGUGCUGGGCUCGCUGCAGAACCUGGCCGCCUUCGCAGACGCGUUCCACUGCGCGUGGGGCUCCCCUAUGCACCCCACGCCCGCCCGCCGCCCCGAGGUGUCCCGUCCGCGCGGAGACGGUGCUGCCAGCGGGGACCCAGCGUGCACCCCGCUCCUGGCGUCCGACCCACCCGCAGCCAACCCACCCAUGCCGCGCCCGGCCUCCGCGCCCGGCCUGGAGUGCGACCUGGCCCUGAGCCCCCUCCGCGCCCGCCCGCGAGGAUCUACACCGCCCGCUGCAGCCCUGUAG
Molecule: messenger RNA, 2526 nt
Organism: Lipotes vexillifer (Yangtze River dolphin)
Lineage: Eukaryota; Metazoa; Chordata; Mammalia; Artiodactyla; Lipotidae
Gene: MMEL1
Product: membrane metalloendopeptidase like 1
Exons: 23
Biological process (GO): protein processing
Cellular component (GO): plasma membrane
Molecular function (GO): metalloendopeptidase activity
Source: RefSeq, a predicted model, not a curated record